Molecule: messenger RNA, 1810 nt
Organism: Cuscuta campestris
Lineage: Eukaryota; Viridiplantae; Streptophyta; Magnoliopsida; Solanales; Convolvulaceae
Source: the annotation of a GenBank genome assembly
UUCGUCAUAUAUAAAUAUUUUUUUUAAGUCAUUGUUGGAAAAAUUGGAAGAAAUUAAAAGAGUUUGGAAAGAGUUGAAAAAAUGGAAAUUAAAUUUUUCAACCUAAAAGAAUAAGACCUAAAGUAACACAAUGGACAAUUCCUCCACCGCUCGAGUCCCCUCCCACGGCGGCGGCGCAACCACCGUGGUUCAUAUGAUCAACCACAGCCUCCAUCUCAAGUAUGCGAAAUUGGGUUACCGUUUCCUGACUUCACACCUUCUAACCCUAUGUAUAAUCCCGCUCAUUGUCCUCGCUUUCAUCCACCACCAAGAUUUGCUGGUCAUCAUGUCCCGACAUCUCCGGCAAAACCUCGUCGCCGUCCUCGUACUCUCCGCUUUCCUCGUAUCCGGAUCCACCCUCUUCGUCAUGACCCGUCCGCGAUCCGUUUUUCUCGUGGACUACUCCUGCUACCGCCCCCCGGAUCACCUCCGGGUCUCUUACACCAAGUUCAUGGACCAUUCCAGGCUCACCGGGGAUUUCGACGACUCGUCGCUCGAUUUCCAGCGGAAGAUUCUGGAAAGGUCCGGCCUCGGGGAGGAUACCUACCUCCCCGAAGCCAUGCACCAAGUCCCGCCCACCAUUAAUAUGGCCUCGGCUCGGGCCGAAGCCGAGCAGGUCAUGUUCGGUGCCCUGGAUUCCUUAUUCCAGGACACCGGCAUCGACCCCAGGGGCAUAGGUGUCCUCGUCGUGAAUUGCAGCCUCUUCAAUCCCACCCCGUCGCUUUCAGCCAUGGUUGUGAACAGGUACAAGCUCAGAGGGAACGUCCGGAGCUUCAACUUGGGUGGGAUGGGGUGUAGCGGCGGAGUCGUCGCAGUCGACCUGGCGAAGGACUUGUUGCGUGUUCACCGGAACACUUACGCCGUCGUCGUCAGCACCGAGAACAUCACCCAGAACUGGUACUUUGGGAACAACAAGUCCAUGUUGAUCCCAAACUGCCUCUUCCGCGUCGGUGCUGCUGCAGUCUUGUUGUCCAACAAGGCUGCAGACAGACACCGCGCGAAGUAUAAACUCGUCCACGUCGUCCGGACCCACAAGGGUGCGGACGACACGGCUUUCCAGUGCGUCUACCAGGAACAGGACACCGCCGGGAAAACGGGGGUGUCCCUGUCGAAGGACCUGAUGGGGAUCGCCGGCAGCGCCCUCAAGUCGAACAUCACGACGCUGGGCCCGCUGGUGCUCCCCAUCAGCGAGCAGCUCAUGUUCUUCGCCACGCUCGUCGCUAGAAAGCUCUUCAGGAAUGCCGGAAUCCGGCCAUACAUCCCGGACUUCAAGCUGGCGUUCGAGCACGUGUGCAUUCACGCCGGCGGGAGGGCGGUGAUCGACGAGCUCGAGAAGAACCUCCGGCUUUCGCCGGUCCACGUGGAAGCGUCGAGGAUGACGCUUCACCGGUUCGGGAACACGUCGUCCAGCUCCAUCUGGUACGAGCUGGCCUACGCGGAGGCCAAGGGGAGGAUCCGAAAGGGAAACAGAGUGUGGCAGAUUGCGUUUGGUAGCGGGUUCAAAUGCAAUAGUGCUGUUUGGAAAGCUCUGGGCGAUGUGAAGCCCUCUCCAAACAGUCCCUGGGAAGAUUGCAUUCAUAAGUAUCCCGUGGAAUUGCCAAACUAAAUUGUUUGAAUACAUAAAUUAUUAAGGAGUACAUCUCUAUAUCAUAAAGAUUGAUGAUUAUGAGGGGCUCUCCAUGCAACUCCAAUCUGUGAAUCUUAAAAUGAGAUGGAUAUAGAAAAAAAUAAUACUGCAGUACUCCCUGAUAAAUCAACUUAGUACAAAAAU